AUGUCCUCCAUGGACCUCGCCCGGACACGGUCAACCAGCGCAGGGCGUGAUGGUCUUCCCUCUGCACGACCUGCUCGCCCUUCGCUCCAGAAUCGCACGUACUCGGCCCCGGUUGGCAAGCUCCAACUGCAAAGCCGCUCUGGCAAGCAGGACACCGCUGGAUUUUCGGCAAUCGCAGAGAACGAGACAAUGAUGACGGGUCAGGUACCCGAAGAGAGCUUGGAGGAGGCUGCUACAUCUGGCCAUCAACUUCCCCAGGUAAAUUUGGCGGUGGUGGGCGCCCAAGGCGUGGGCAAGUCGACGUUCGUGAAGUGCGCGCUGGACCUGAAACAGACACCGCUGGUGAGAUCCUCGAUCAAGAAGAUGUCGAUGGAUGGAGCUAUAUAUGUGGUCCGGCUCCUGGAAAUCGCCAUCCACAAGAUCACCCUGGACGACCGCGGCCGCAUCGUCUGGCCCAAAUUCCUAGGCGAGCAGGCACUGCCUCCCAUCGACGGGGUCCUGUGCCUGUUCGACUCGACCGAUCUGCGGACCGUUUCCCAGUAUCCACAAGUUCUAGAUGCCCUACGGAAGUCGAGUAAUAUCCCCUUUCUCGUGAUUGCGUGCAAGUGCGACGGCCCUCAGGAAGAAUCCCAGCACGACCCGUUAAUCCUGGUGCAGACAUGCCGGUCCCUUCUAGGGUUAAAGGUGCAGAGAAUCUCGGCCAGCAUUCCAGAAUCCCACAAAAAAUGCAUCUCGACCAUCCUUCGCGCCAUCAUCAUGCGCAGUGCAGCUGACGUCUCAAUGCUCUCUCUUGCAGAUGUAGCCUCAUCCGCAGAUCUCUUGCCACCAUCCUCUUCCCCGAACCGCACGACGUCCUCUAGCAGCCUGCUACCUCGCCAGCCUCUCCCCCGCAAUCGACAGCAUACCCGGGCGAGCUCCGAGAACCCCAGACCCUCGACCAGCGAUACCACGAGGUCCGACCGAUCUGGCGGAGGCGGAGGCGGAGUUGAAUCGUCGAGCAGCUCGUCUCUGACCCCUGGUGGUCACGGUUCGAGGUAUGCUCGCAGCAACUCCCAGCCCGUGCCGCCAAGAACACCACCCGGCAACACGAUAUCGAACCGCAGCACGUCGGAGACCAUCAUCGAAGAUUCACCGCCGGGCAAGACCAGGUAUCGAAACCUGAGGACGACGUGGAGGCACAGUGCUGGGUCCGACGCGUUCAGUAGCUUCCUUGAUAUGGAUGAUGAGUUAGAAGACUCAAGAUCAGCCGGUAGCCCAUCAAGUCAAACUCCCUCAAAGGAGAAACUGGACGAUCCCGGCUCGACGCUGGAUGAACUAGUCGACAGACUCCUCUCUUUGCCUCUGUCCAAACAGGACGCUAAAUUCCCCGCCAUCAUCCUCUGCCUAUACCGGAAAUUCUCUACGCCCCUCCAACUCCUCACUGCCAUAAUUGCACGCUUCGAACACAUCACCUGCAGUCGAUCACCCUUACUUACGCGCCAUGCGGACCAGCUUAGAUUUCUCAACGUGCUCGCACAAUGGGUUUCAGAGUAUCCGGGAGAUUUUGCAGGAGCCAAGGCCCGGAAACGGCUGAUCGAGUUCAUUGCCUCGCUGGAGAAGAAUAUUGUGUUUGCCUUUGCCGCGAAGGAGAUGAGUGCUUUUCUCGACAAAUUCGUCGAGGAUGAUGAUCUAUGCUGGGCCUACAACGGGGAGGAAUCUCAACCGGAACCUACCGACUCGUUUUUGGAUAACUCCUUUCCGGGCCAGUCGGAUAAUGUCGCUCAGUCUAUGGGCAGGUCUAUAGGCAACUUCAACCAGAGUGAUGUAGACCUGGACCUCUCAUCCCAAAAUUCAAAUUUAUCAACAACCUCAAGUGCCGACAGGGCAGGAAGCAUUUCAAGCCAGUCAUUCAGGACCCUGCUGAGUGUGGAGUCUGCUCAGCGUGAAGCACAGAAGCUAGAGCUAGUGCCGCGGAGCCUUCUCACCAAAACACAAUGGCGCAUAUUCAUGGACAUUCCAGACGAAGACUUUGCUCGGGAAGUGACACGGAUGGACUGGAUCAUGUAUAGCUCUUUCCGGCCUCGCGAGCUCAUCCGACACGUCAGCCUAUCCGGCCCCAACAAGGGGAAAUCCUCUGCCUGUUUGGAGAAUGUUAACCGGAUGAUCAAGUCUUUCAACCAUCUUGCGUUCUUCGUCGCAAGCAUGGUAUUACUCCGAGACAAGGCAAAACACAGAGCUCAGGCGCUGGAGAAGUUUAUGAAUAUAUCAUUGAAACUACGCCAAUUAAACAACUAUAAUUCGCUAGGCGCAGUCAUUGCAGGUCUAAAUGGCACGCCCGUUUCUCGACUAUCACAAACUCGAGAGCUCGUGCCUCCGACGCUACAAAAACAAUUCAUGAGUGUGGUGAUCCUCAUGAGCACGCAAAAGAGUCACUUUGCAUACCGACUAGCGUGGGAAAAUUCCUUCAAUGAAAGGAUACCGUUCUUACCCCUCCACCUUCGCGACCUGGUGUCAGCAGAAGAGGGUAAUAAGACCUUUGUCGGCGCGAACGGAGACCGAAUUAACUGGCGAAAAUUUGAGGUUAUGGGCGACGUUAUCCUCUCCAUUCAACAAAGUCAGAAAACGUCGUUCCCCGCCUACAAUAAAAACGAUAUUGCACAAUGGUUGAUCCUGGAAGCAAAAUUUGGAGGAGACGAAGAAGAAUUAUAUAGCCGAAGCAUGCAGGUGGAAGCAUCCGCUAGCGGUAUUCCAGAUCCCGGACGGAAACGAUUUGGAUGGAGACGAACUUGA
This is a messenger RNA of Arthroderma uncinatum, 2769 nucleotides long. RefSeq lists its product as uncharacterized. Gene Ontology annotation, cellular component: plasma membrane. The record is from RefSeq and is a predicted model, not a curated record. NCBI's taxonomy places the organism in Eukaryota, Fungi, Ascomycota, Eurotiomycetes, Onygenales, Arthrodermataceae. Gene Ontology annotation, biological process: positive regulation of GTPase activity; Ras protein signal transduction. The coding region runs from base 1 to 2769 and encodes 922 amino acids. The transcript has 6 exons. Gene Ontology annotation, molecular function: guanyl-nucleotide exchange factor activity.